AUGCCGCCGCUCCCGCUGCUGCGCCCGCUCCCGCCGCAGUCCUUCCUCCGCCGGCCUGCAUGGAGCGCCGCCGCCGCCGCCGCCCGCCCGCCCUGCAACCCACGCAGACCAUGUCCUGCCGCCGCCGCCCCCCUCCGCCGAUCCUAUAGCGAUUUCCCCACCCCCGACGGAGCCCGCCGCCCUGCCGCGACCGAACAAUCCAAUGCCUCCACGAGCCAUGCUCAGCCCACUGCUACAAGAACCAAGCUCGCGAAGCCCCGUCUCAAGCGUGCAAAACUUCCGAAGCCGCUGAAUCAGGAGGGCAAUGGCGUUGGUGCUGCUGCGGGGGCGGCCGCCUCCUCCUCCUCCCGCGCUCGCACGCCUGCGGAGUCGACGCCAGGUGUCAAACGGAGGAAGCCGGGGAGGGAGGCGCAGAAGCAGAAGAAGAAGAAGAGCUCCCGGCCAGUCGAAAAGCCUGCCACCGUGAUGAAGAGGUUGAAGAAAGUGGACGUCGAUCUUGAGUGGAAGUCGAUGGGCGACCGCCCGCUGGAUCUCAAAUGGAGGAGCGUGAAGGGUCUGGGCGGGCAAUCGCGGGAGUCUGGUCGGUUGGAAAGGCUCGCGCAGAUGGUCUCGCCCGUGCGGCUUGUUGGGGGGCGGGCGGGCGGACUGCGAGUCGGUGCCAUCACGAGAGAUACCAUCAUGGACGAUGCGACGUGGCAGCGCUUGAAGCAGGAGGUGGCUCAGAUUGGGCAGGAAAAACCGACUGCUGCGGAAGAGGUGGAGGUGGAGGUGCAUGAGGGUCUCGGGGAGGAACAGCCGGACGAGAAGCAGAACCUUGAGGAGAAGGAUCUUGAGGAGAAGGAUCCUGAGGAGAAGGAUCCUGAGGAGAAGGAUCCUGAGGAGAAGGACCCUGAGGAGGCAGAGGCAACGGUUACGUACAGACCGCUGCAGGACUUGAAGGCAAGGAAACCGGAUCCCAUCAGUGUGAGAGAGCGUCUUCGGGAUGCAAUUGGGAGAAUGCAUUCCAGCCUAUCAGCGCAGAUCGAAGAUCAUCCUCAGCCAAGCAGAUACCGACAGAACGUUGAACCUGCUACUAGGUCUCUCCAUGAGCAGCGGCUCGACGAGCUAGAAAGCCUACUUGUUCAAGCGUCUCGACGGUUGAAUGAGCUAAAAGGCUACAAGCCUUCGGGAGAUGAUGCGUCUCCAAUCAUUAGUAAUGUGUCACCAAAAACAACGCGCAAUAGGGAUAUUUAUGAACAGGACCAGACUUGGAAGGAAAACCCGGAUUCUCCCGUGAGAGCUGGAGUAGAUGGAUUGGUGGAUACUGGAAAACACCCGGAAGAUGUUGCUCACCCACGUCGGUUUUUAUCAAGGAAUCCCAACCGGCCUCUGCCUCAUAUGACCGGAACAGCGAUCCCAGCAGAACUAUAUGGCCCACGAAAGAGUCCGACGAGCGGUGUUCCCAACCAACAGGAGGGGUCUGAUCAGGAAGAUGGUCAAAGCUCCCUUGUAGAAGAAGUCCUCGGCAAUGUACCGGAGGAGCAUUCAGCUGGAAACACAGACAAAUUCGCAAAGCCGAGUCGGGACCACACGGGAAGCCUGGUUGACGAAAUCCUCAAACCAACGGUGACUGAAAAUCAAAAGCAACAGGCUCCGCUUUUGAGUGAACUUUUUCCCGAGCUAGCGCAUGAUAGCCAAAAUGUUCAGCAACCAGCUCCCCAGGAGCGUCAGGUGCCAAAGUUGAGUCUUGACCUUCAAGUACAAAACUUCGAACGCCGACCAGAGCUUGUUGAGCGUGACGAAUGGACCAACAAACGCAUGCAAGCCUUGUACGUGAAGGAUCUCGUCGUCGUUCAGCUUUCAGGCCUUAGCAAGAACUUGGCGGAAGCAGAUAUCAGACGUUUGGUGCCCCAGUCCAGCAAGUACAUCGAAGGCUGGUCGGACCCGGAUUUCAUCAAAGUCAUCCCUGUCCGGGACGAGGAGACGUUGGAACGUCUGGACCAGUAUUACGUUCUGUUCCGCAACGUCCGCGGCGCCCGCGACUUCCAAAAACAUGUGCGUGAACUGCAUGUGACGACUAAAAGGCAUUCUGCAAGCUCGCUUCUCUCCGCCCUCCCCCAUCCGCCAGGCUUCCGCGAUGACCAUGGCGUCGACAUUCAUGCCAUCCUACAAUCAUACACCCUCGGUCCGCCCGCCAGCACCAGUAUCUAUUGCAGCGUCGUCCCGUACCCGUACCCGCGCAAGCUCCACCAGCUCCUCGCUCAGGGCGGUUACGGGCCCAUCGUCGGCCCCGCCAAUUCCCUCGGUGCUUCUCCCGACCUGUCGGACGCCGACUCCAUCGCCCAAUUCUCCAUCGCUAAAGUUCUCUUGUGGUUCGACGGCGCGCAGCCGUCCUUCAAUGAAGUGCGCAAGACCAUCGCUCGCGAUGGCAAGGACCGCGGGCUGCCGUGGCUCGUCGUUGGCGGCACCAACAGCGCCGAAGGCGUGGUAAGAGUGAAUUCCAACGAGCGGAAGCCAGUAGACAAUAGCGGAGUGCGGAAGGUGCCGUCGCGGUACAUCGUCACCUUGGAGAACAAGGCGGAGGCACAGAGGUUUGCGCGGAGGUGGCAGUGCAGCCCGUUUGAAUUUAACGCUGAGGGUGUAUACGAGCGUGCGGAAAGCCCGCCGAAGGCGAGAACCGAGGUGUUGUGGUAG
This is a messenger RNA of Diplodia corticola, 2673 nucleotides long. RefSeq lists its product as uncharacterized. Bases 1 to 2673 code for a protein of 890 amino acids. The transcript is spliced from 2 exons. The record is from RefSeq and is a predicted model, not a curated record. NCBI's taxonomy places the organism in Eukaryota, Fungi, Ascomycota, Dothideomycetes, Botryosphaeriales, Botryosphaeriaceae.